Messenger RNA from Rhagoletis zephyria (snowberry fruit fly), 7700 nucleotides. RefSeq names its product GTPase-activating protein CdGAPr (gene CdGAPr). Gene Ontology annotation, biological process: small GTPase-mediated signal transduction. The record is from RefSeq and is a predicted model, not a curated record. NCBI's taxonomy places the organism in Eukaryota, Metazoa, Arthropoda, Insecta, Diptera, Tephritidae. Gene Ontology annotation, molecular function: protein binding; GTPase activator activity.
UACGCUUCGUUGCGGUGCUCCAGCUUGUUUGACGCGCAUGAAAUACGAUAACGGUUGCGGCGCUACGAAUUCGGUUUUAAUACCACAGUGCUUUUCCAUAUUGUUGCAGUGUAUUGAUAAUGGCGAGUGCUCCGUCGAAAGAAAAGAAUCUGCGACAUGUGUUUCUGUGCGAUGUCAAAUGCAGUAAAAUCCAGCUAAAUAUUUCUCGAAAAAAUUUCGUAUAAUUUUAAAAGUGCGCCACAUAUGCCGGUCAUAUGUUAAUAAAUAUAUAAUUUUCCAAGUGUUUGCAGCUUUUAGAAUUAUAAAAUUUGUCAUAAAAACCCAACAGCUGUGUUUGUGUCUGUAACAAUCUGUCAUACCUACAACUGCUGUGUGCUAUUGUCAUUUGUCAUUCAACGCAAAACAUUUUGCUUUCGAGCUGCGACAAUUUGAAAAGGAAAAUCAAAAGCUACAAGUGUAGUGGAUUAUUGAAAGAGAUGAUUUACUAGCGUCACCAACGCCGUAACAACUGACCGCGGACAGGACUUGUGAACGGACGCUGACAGCGACCACUGCAAAAGAAAUUCCAUUGGACGAACAUUCACGACCAGCCAAUUCCAAAGGCUCUUCUGCAUAAACCUCUCGAAAAGAACAAUGAACUACCCCAAUGUUGUCCUUGAUUCGUGUGUAGCAACUGUGUGAAGUGGAACCAGGCAAUUGGAUGAAUUUUUCUACGCUUUGACGCGUCUGCCGCAUCGCUGCGCUGGAGAAUAGCAGUCACAUACUCGCAACGAGUGCACAAGCCACGUCACAAACUCGAAAUAAAAAACAACACAAAUUCCUAGCGUGGGAUGUCAGAAAAAUUGCGUCCGUCGAAAUUAACAAGCGGAAAUGUACAUGGGCAAGCAAAAGUAGUAAGAGAAGCAGCAACAACAACAAAAACAAUAACGACCACGACAACCAGACCCAAAACGGGCAAAGCAUUAGCAGCUGAGUUACAGAAAAUGGCCAGCAGCCAUUCCAACAGCUGCGGCAGUACCACCACCACCACCAAUACAGUGCCACAUAUUGGCGCACCCACUUUGAUAUCGACUACAUUGCAGCAAUUACCGCAUCCAACGACGACACCCACAACACCCACCCUGCAAUCGCUAAGCGGAGGUGGUGGUCGAGUAGGCAGUGAUGCGGAUGCAGCCAACUUCCAUACAUCGAAUGCCGCCACGGGCAGUGAUACCGAGUCCUCGUCGGAUUAUAAUGCUGGUGGAGCUGCAGUUAGCGCGGGUGGCGCUGGUACACAAUUAAACUUUCAUUUGUUGCCGGAUGGGGGCGCCGCUGGCAUUACUGGCGAUAGUAAUUCAAUAAUGAACUCAUCACAAAUAUCUGGCAACUCCAAUGAGUCGAUGCAGUUGUCGAGUAGUCCAGCUGGUGGCGCUGGCGCUGUGGCAAGUAUUGCCGGCAAGGCGGGCGGCGGUGGCAAACAUUUGGCCGCACACAGUGUGGCAGGGAAAUCCUGUCGUUUUCCUAAGCUCGAAGAAUGCGCACACUUUCACUAUGAACGUGUGCAGUUGGGCGCAUUUUCGGUGCGUCUGAUGGACGAUAAAUCCGAGCUACUCAACAGCAGCAUAGCAUCACAAUCGAUCGGUGGCGAUAUUGCCAGCAGUCAAUUGGUGGGGCAGGCGCUUAACAGCAGUGCCACCGGCGGCCCAGCAUCGUAUCGUUCCUUCUCGCCAGCGAAUUGUUGGUUCAUCAUUAAAGUUUUCCCGCACAACUGUGAUCCGUUUCUAGUGAAACGUUCCUUUGACAACAUGCAAAUGUUGGACGAAAUGUUGCAUCGUUGCGUCUACGAUCGCAAAAUAAGCGGUUUGAAGAAUCUGGAAGAAAUGGAUUUCAAAAGUGAGGAAGACGUCGAAUAUGCUGUGGCUAAGUAUCUCGAGCGCUUCUCAAAGAUCGCCUCCGAUUCGCUAACCUGCGGCACUAUACUCACCUGGCUGCAGCUGGACAAUAAGGGGCGGCGCUUGCCGCUAGCCGAUGGCGAUACAAUGCGCACGAUCAAUACACCCGCUGUGGGCGCUGCCUAUGGCGUGCGUCGUUAUCAAGCGCAGGCAUCUGAUGAAAUUUCGAUCGAAGUGGGCGACAUGAUAUCCGUUAUUGAUAUGCCCAGUCCGGCUGAGUCGAUCUGGUGGCGCGGCAAGAAGUCACAUUUGCAAAAAUCUCAAUAUGAAGUUGGAUUCUUUCCGCAGUCGUGUGUGGCCACCAUCGGUGAUAAGGUGCCACGGCAUUUUCCGCUGCCUGCGCCAUUGGUCGGUCAGCUGGAUGUUUCGCCGACUAAGCCAGUGCUGCGUAAACACGGCAAACUGAUUGCUUUCUUUCGUUCAUUUAUACUGUCACGCCCAUCGCGGCGACGCCUCAAGCAGAGUGGUAUCUAUCGUGAGCGCGUAUUCUCCUGCGAUCUGUCGGAGCAUUUACUCAAUAGCGGCCAAGAAAUACCGAUGGUACUGAAGUGUUGCGCGGAAUUUAUUGAAGAAUAUGGCAUUGUUGAUGGCAUCUAUCGACUUUCGGGCAUAACUUCGAACAUACAGAAGUUGCGACGCGCCUUCGACGAAGAACGCAUACCGGAUUUGGGUAAUCCUGAGAUGAAACAAGAUAUACAUGCCGUUAGUUCGCUAUUGAAAAUGUACUUCCGCGAAUUGCCAAACCCUUUGUGUACAUACCAGUUGUAUGAUAACUUCGUGGAGGCCAUACAGGAGAAGAGCGAGUCAACUGAGCGGUUGCGACUGAUGAAGGAAACGGUCUUGAAGUUGCCGCCACCGCAUUAUCGCACUCUCAAAUACUUGGCCGAGCAUUUGAACCGCAUCUCGCAGCACUCUGCGCGCACCAGCAUGACUGACAAGAAUCUCGCGAUUGUCUGGGCUCCCAAUUUACUUCGUUCACCGGCUCUCGAGUCUGGCGGAGUGGCCGCUUUGCGCGGCGUAGGCGUACAAGCCGUCGUCACUGAGUACCUGAUACGCAAUUGUCACAACAUAUUCGAUGCAUUCGAUGACACGAACGUGCGACUAAGUUACAUCGCCACUGCAGGCGCCACACCAGCCACCGAGACGCGGCUCGACUCGCUAACAGACUGCGAGAGUUUGCUGGUUGAACAGCGAGAGCAUGAUCAAUCGCUCAGCUACAUGGAGCGUCCCAAAAGUCUUAGCACCGGCGGCCCUAAACUAAUUAGUUUGGAGGAGGCUCAAGAGCGGCACUCACGCAUCGAUGGCAUCGAUAUGAAGUCUUCAAUGCCCAUCAAUAUGGUAGCCAGCAAUGCGGCCAAUAUUGGUUCAUAUAUCGAGGUUGGUGGUGGACCAUCCAGCCUGCCCGAUAAAUACCACACAGUGUUGUCGGUGCCACGUAGCUGGCAAAAGCGGAAAACGCACUCAUGGAAAUCGCUUUUCACGCGCAAUCAGCGGCCGAUUAGUAAUGGCGCCCACGACUCGAAGAUUAUUGGCGCUGCGGGCGCAGCUGGCGGUAGUGAUACGCCACCAGCGCGACACAAAGAUGGCAGCCAUGCGCAGGUCACCUUCGCUGAGGCAGACUUGAUUAUUACAAACUCGGGUAAGGUGGGGAAGGCUUUGCACAAGCAGGAGAAACCGAAAUCGAUUGAACUAUUUGAUACCAGCAUUAGGCGCGACGAAGUGGCAGGCAAGCCGAUGGAAGUGUGUGUGCGCUCGAACUCCAUAGAUAGUCUACGCACAGCGGGUCACUCGCGCUCAGUCUCGCACGAUUCCUACUUUGACCUGCUACAGUCGCCGCAGCGCGGACUCGUAACCACUUGCCCUUCGCGUGAACUCUCCGAAUUGGGUUUGAACUUCGAUCGCGAAGAGCCGGAAAUGCGCAUCUUCUCCGAGAGUGAAUCGUUGGUGAGCUCGCCGCGCGUCGGCAAGGAGAAUAUACCACCAUCGUCGGGCGCUGCUUCACGUCGCAUAAUGCGCGCGCGCCCCGAGGAAUUCUCCAGUCAAACCAAUAGCGUAAACCCGAGUCCAAAGAAGCAACCGCGUCUGAAUUUGCAUCUGUCGCCGAGCGCCGCUUCAGCGCUCGCGAACAACUGGGCUCAGCAGGGCGCUAGCGCAGCAGGCGUGUCAGCAAGCGGAAUGCUGGAUGCUGCCGGCAACGAGUUGGCUUGCCAGGAACAUCGCGCACAUCUCUCCAGCGACGAGAGCUGCUGCAAGCGCUACAAGUUGGAGGAUCAGUUAUCUGAUAUACAAUUCAUUGAUUGCGGCACGCCUGAGCACACCAUAGCCAAUUCACAGACGCUAUAUGCGAGCGUGCAAGUGCAUGCGCCACCCAAGUCAGCGCUGUCCAAAAGUUCACUGUAUAGUUCGACAGAGAGUGCCAACAAAUUGCAAGACGCCGUUAGCGCCAAGGCGGCGCAAUUCGAAAAGAAGUAUGGCAUUAGCACUAAGAGUGGUGAUAAGAAAACAUCUGCUGGCGCGGCAGCAGCCGCCGCAGCGGGUAGUAAUAUCAUUAGCACACGCUACAGCUAUCCCACAGUGCAAUUGGGCGCGAAGCGCAAGGAUCAAGAUUCAUUCAAAGAACGCUUCAGCUAUCCCGGCUCGGGGUUGAACAAUGAACGCCGCUUCUCGACAAAAGAUGCUGCAGCGCGUAUGCAAUUCGAGGAAGAGCUGUGCGCCAAACGUGAGCUCGAAAGCAUUACACAAGUACCUUAUGGCAGAAACACAAACUACAACAAUCAUACAUAUGCGCCCAAGAAUCUACCCGAAUUGUUGCGCUCGAAAAAUCGCAACAGCUACUGUAAUGCUAAUGCAACUGAGGCGCUGAAUUCGCUGUUAUUGCGCAACAGCGCCAAUGAAAUAACCAAAGAUGCCAAAUCAGAAAUGGAACGUUCUAAAAUUUCUGUUACCCCCUCCUCGCCCAUGCAAAGUCCACGCUACUCACUGUUGGUUGGCGAUACCAGUUCGGAAAAUAGCUCGGCGGUUAAUACGCCACAAUAUGAUUUGGAACCGUUAAUGGCUACCUCGGCAAUGUCUGGAUUGUCUGCACUGUCGGGCGUAUCUUCACUUCAUCAACAGCAGCAGCAGCCAUUGUUGUUGGGUGUGGACUCUGUCAGCUGUUUGGGCACCUCGCACGAGAGUCUCGGCAGCAGUAAUUUCACCUCACACUCGAACAUCACGAAUGCCUCGCAUCCAGAACGACGUGACAUGCACGCUCUUAAGCGAGAACUCUCACUCGAUUUACAACCGUUGAGCUCAAAAAUGACCAUCGAUAGCGUAGAUGCAAGUGGUAAUGGUGGCGCUGGACAUGCAUCAACGUUGCCCUACAAUAGACAGCGCGAAUUGGCACAGCAACUUAUACCUUCGCCUAACAACUCUAAUUUUACAGACAAUACUAGUCAGUCGGUGACACCCAGUGAAUUCGGCUAUCAGAACCUGCAACGUCAGUCCAGCAUGCAUUCGCUGAUUGAAACCGAGGCGGAAUCGCCAGCGUAUGAAGAAUACGAGAACACGCCCAGUAAUAUGGCUUCACCACUGCUGGGCGCGCACAAGCCGCCACCAAUAGGUGGACCAACGAGCCCGAUACGUGCUACGAUUAGCAUCACCUACAACAUGCGGAGUCCACGUGAAGAAUUGCCACCAACUAAAUCGUCUGUGGUAAUGCGCAAUAAGACGAAGACCAAGGGACCUUUGCUGGAGACAAGCUUUGAUGAGAACACAGUUUACGAGCAGGUGAAGUUCUUUCGAAAUUCGGUGACCGAGGUGAAUCAACUGCUGAGCGAUGAGCGCAAAAGCAGCAUGACGCUUGAGAGUCUGAAGGAGACCAAUGAAAAUGAGAUGCAAGAUUACAACGCCUAUGAAAAUAUGCCUCUACUGGGCGAUAAAAAAGACUACAAGAGAAACGCGGCUAUGAAGGACUGCGACCCCGAUGUGCAGAUGAGUGGAGAGUCAAAUAUUUUAGAUAGCCUGGAGGAACCAUCCGAAGGUGAAGAGGACGAACGCUUGCUGUACGAAAAUGUAGAAAUGCGCAAGCCAAAGAGCAUCUAUGAAAAUCUUUUGGGUGAAGAUUUAAAAAGCGCCGAAGAAAAAGCGAAACAAGAGGCCUCUGACAAGCUGGAGUUGGAUAGCCUUGACAGCGUAAAAACGGACACGGACGUGGCGGCGCUCACUACCGAGUCACUACGUGAGGAACUUGCCUGCGCAACUGCAAAAGAGCUAGAACUCGAGGCGCCGCAUAGCGCAGGUAUAAUUGAGAAUUCAGCCCGCAAGUCUCCAUCGAACUUCAGUGUCAAAGAGCUCGCUACAAAGUUCGAAAGUUCGCCCGUUGAGCAGCUGCCUGCCUUUGAUUUCAGCUUCCGCAGCUCGAUUAAAAAGCAUACAAGCGCAGUGGCCGAGUUGAAAGCCUCGCAAUCGAGUCUCACAUCGAAUGCUGAGCAGUCGGCAACAAAAGAUGUCGCAAAACCGAACCUCAAGCAAAAACUUACAAAAUCGCAACAAAUAACGCGCUCGUUAGAUGAAAACGCUUUCGUACGCGAAUUUGGCUCGAAGCAUCUGCAAGAGUUGAGCACUCGCAGCAGCCAACAGCUACCCGAACUGUCUGAGGUGUCCAAUCGCCGCAAGAGUUUCGACUUUACGCGCCCGAAAACACUAAAUCCGCCUAAGCGCUUGCCCGGCAUACCGAUCACCGAGGAGAUUUGUUUAUCGAAAAAUGAAAAGGCGCCUCCACCAGCAGCGCUCAAGCUGGAAAAGAGUCACAAUCAUGCAGCGGGCGAUGCAGGGCUGGAGAACGAUUAUGAAACAGCUGAGUUGAAAAUCACGCCAACCACAGAAAAUCGCAUUUCUCUCAUACAAAAUAAUGUGAGUUCCUCAACGCAGCAAACUGCAAACGCUGCAAAUGCUGCACACACCACCGCAUCAGCCCAUACUGCCAGCGCCAGCGAUUUGAGCAACUCAAAUUUGAAUCUCUCGACCACCAGCCUCAAAGUGUUAUCCGGCGUCAAACUGGACCGCGAGCGCAUUGACAAAAUCAAAGAGGAACGCCGUCAGCAGCUGACGCAAAAGUAUCGUGGUGAUGCGACAAAUUUCAAAUCGCGCUCCAAAACUGAUCUACACACUUCAUCACACAAAGAUGACGACAAAUUCAAUGCACCCGAAUCGUUGCGUGUCAAAUCAAAAUCCCGCGGCGAUAUGCGCGCUCUUCAGCAGGAGAAUGAAAAUGUUAAGGAUUUGCUGGGACGCGCACGCCUACUUGCUGGCUCGGAAAGCACUUUGCAUGCGCCACGCGUGCGUAGUAUUUCCGAUGAGAAAAAUCAAAAUUGUGAUGUUAAUACUACAACUGCGACAACAGCAACAUCGGCUAGCAAUAAUUGCAAUUCAAAUGCAAAUGCGUCCGCGAACGCUGUGUCCAAAGCAAAUGAAGCUGCUCAGACAACCAAUAUAAUAACAUCGUCGACGUCGUCGUCUGUGAAGAAGACUACCCCACAAGAGGAGUUUUCAGCGCGCGCCACUGUGCAAAAAUUCGAACGAAAGAGUUACGAAUUAGCUAACGGCACAGCAGGAGUGUUGGCUUCAAAUGUAGCAGCGCGCGAACGUAAUAGCAGGAGUGAGCUGAUGGGCAGUGGCAAUAAUGGAGCCAGUGGUGUGGGAAGUGUUGCGCCAUUGUCGACCAGCAGACAAAGUUUGACCUCAACGUAAGUAAAUUUGCUCUAAGCAUUUCUUUAAGCUAAAAAAAUA